AUGUCCUCCAUCGUUUGCAGGUUCUGUCAGACGUGUCAGAUUAUUCGACCACCGCGAGCUUCCCAUUGCCGUGAUUGUGACAAUUGUGUUUUGAGGUUUGAUCAUCACUGCCCCUUCGUGAACAAUUGCAUUGGGCAAAGGAACUAUAUUUUCUUCAGUGGUUUUUUGGUGUCUGUAGGGUUUCUUGGCAUUCACGUGCUGUUUGGCAUUGGCCUUUGGUAUGCCCACUUGAAGGGUGGUGGCCUCCCCGAAGAGGCGUUGACUUUGCUUUUAGUGGCGUUGGCUCCAGCAGUGCUGCUGUUGCCAUGUGUCCUCGCACUUGCUGGCUUUCACGCUUGGCUCAGCUGCACCGGGAGGACCACCAAAGAAGUCCUCACUUGGCAUGGUCGCGAGAGCCAAAGAAGCUCUUCGAACCCACGUACUCAGUGGUUUGAACCCCGAGUUCCUUCCUUGCUCCCUUUGUGGGCCACUGUCGAAGGUCGGCAAUCUUAA
Messenger RNA from Durusdinium trenchii, 492 nucleotides. The record is from the annotation of a GenBank genome assembly. NCBI's taxonomy places the organism in Eukaryota, Dinophyceae, Suessiales, Symbiodiniaceae.